Sporisorium graminicola is the source of this 1653-nucleotide messenger RNA. RefSeq lists its product as uncharacterized. NCBI's taxonomy places the organism in Eukaryota, Fungi, Basidiomycota, Ustilaginomycetes, Ustilaginales, Ustilaginaceae. Bases 1 to 1653 code for a protein of 550 amino acids. The transcript has a single exon. The record is from RefSeq and is a predicted model, not a curated record. Gene Ontology annotation, biological process: carbohydrate metabolic process.
AUGAAGCCAACCAUUGUCUCUGCGCUGCUCUCUCUCGCGUGUGCUGGUAUGGCUACGGCGCACGGCGGCGGCGACUUGCUCCAUCAAGGCUGCCGACCUGUAGCCAAACGCUCACUCGACUUGCAGAAAAGACAGCUGCUGCAGUCGGGUGGCGAGGGCCAGACCGUCUCUGCCGGUGGUGGUGCUUCUGCUGCUCGAUACAGCUGCGACCCCUCUACAUGCCAGCUUCCCAAAUGCCACUGCGCCGACACCAACCCUCCCGGCGGUCUGGACCCCAAAGACGUUCCUCAGUUUAUCGUCUUCACCGCCGACGAUGCGGUGCAGGACUACACGAUCAACUCGGUCAACCAGUUCCUCGCGCAGCGCAAGAACCCCAACGGCUGCAAACCAGUCAUGUCGUAUUUCGUCUCGCUCAACUACACCAACUACGCCCAGGUGACCGAGCUCUACGUCAACGGCAACGAUGUAGCCGACCACACCAUGACGCACCAAGAGCAGCCCGCCACCAACGCCGAGAUCGACGGCAACCUUAUCACGCUGAAUGCGCUCGCUGGCAUUCCCUACAAGUCCAUCAUCGGCUACCGCGCUCCGUUCCUUAACUACAGCCGCGCCAACCUCGAGCACUUGGCCAGCACCGGUUUUACGUAUGAUUCCAGCUCCACCGCUUCGGUCCCCGUCACGGACCCCAACACCGACGCCUUCUGGCCGUACACGCUCGACAACGGCAUGGCCAACGACUGCUCUUCCGUCGACAACAUUUGCGGCGGUCAGCCCAAAUUGCCCGGGUUCUGGGAGAUCCCCAUGUAUGCCAUCUUCGACGAGCGUGGAGCGGCGGGAGCCCACCUGAUGGACCCGUGGCUCGACUCGGCCAAUGCGAGCGACGUAUUGUCGUGGAUGAAGUCUACCUUUACCGACCACUACAACGGCAAGCGACAGCCCUUCGGGGUCUAUACGCACCCGAUCCACCUCGCUACCGGCUACCCGGGCCUCAAGGACCCCGUGGACCAGAUCAAUAUGCUCAACCAGUUCCUCGACUGGGCCACCACCUCGGCGGAAAUGCAAAACGUGUGGAUCAUCAGCAACAAGCAGCUCAUCGCGUGGAUGCAGAACCCCGUGCCCGCCAGCCAGCUCAACACGCUCGACGCCUUCAAGUGCCAGGUGCCCAACGUCAAACAGCACAUCUGCAACGGCUUUGAGGCCAACAACGACCUGCGCGAACACUGCAUUUCCGACACACAGGGCGAUGCGCUGAACAACUCGCCCUUCUACACGUGCUACGGAUGCCCCGUCACCACCCCUUCCCCGCAACAGCCCAACCCGCCGCAGAGGAACAACGACAAAACGCUGCGUACGCGCAUCCCCAACAACUGCGACACACCCUUCUGGGAUCCCAUUGCGGCGAAAUGCCUCUGCACUGGAUCGGCGUGUGCCUUUGACGACUCGACUCGUCCGAUUGGUCCCAACGGCGACAACUUGACGUCGAGUGGUGGGCAGAACACGGCUGCAUUGGCGGGCGCGUCGCCGAGUGCGAGUAGUGACCCGUACAGGUCCUUUUCCGGUGCUGCUGGACAAGCGACAUUGUCGGGUGUGCUCGGCUGGAGUGUUCCGCUGGUGAUUGCUGCACUGGCAGGUGGCGUGAUGGUGGUUGUUUAG